Messenger RNA from Tetrahymena thermophila SB210, 513 nucleotides. RefSeq names its product caltractin. Gene Ontology annotation, molecular function: calcium ion binding. Gene Ontology annotation, biological process: centriole replication; mitotic cell cycle. The transcript has a single exon. The record is from RefSeq and is a predicted model, not a curated record. NCBI's taxonomy places the organism in Eukaryota, Ciliophora, Oligohymenophorea, Hymenostomatida, Tetrahymenidae. Gene Ontology annotation, cellular component: centriole; centrosome.
AUGAAUCAAAGAAAGAAUUAAACCUAACAAAAGAAAUUUAAUCCUGCAGAUUAUGUUAGACCAGGUGUUACUGAAGACGAAGUCAUCGAAAUUAAGGAAGCCUUUGAUCUUUUCGAUAUGGAUCUUGGUGGCACAAUUGAUCCUUCUGAACUUCAAGCUGCUAUGAGAUCAUUGGGUUUCGAAGCAAAAAAUUAAACAAUUUAUAAAAUGAUUGCAGAUCUUGAUACUGAUCAAAGUGGUUAAAUCAAUUUCGCUGAAUUCUUAAAUUUGAUGACCGCUCGUAUCUCUGAUAAGGACUCAAGAGAAGAUAUCAGAAAAGUUUUCAUGCUUUUCAAUGACGAAAACAAUGUUGGUAUCUCAAUUAAGUAACUUCGUAGAAUUGCCCAAGAAUUAGGUGAAUAAAUGGAUGAUUCUGAAUUAUAAGAAAUGAUUGAAAGAGCUGAUUCAAAUGGUGAUGGAUUGGUAACAGAAGAUGAUUUCUACAAUAUUAUGACAAAGAAAAAUUUUGUUUGA